GGAGCCCAGCGGGGAGUCGCUGGUGUCCAGGCUGGAGGUGGUGACCCUGCCCUCCCGCCUGCCUGAGGACCUGCCUGUGAGAAGCUGUGCCCGGGAGCUCCAGCUGCCUGUUCACGAGUGGCCACGCACGGGACCUGUGGGGCAGUUUGAUGUCGGUGUGGUGGCAUCAUUUGGACGUCUCCUAAGCGAGGACCUGAUUCUGCAGUUCCCAUAUGGCGUGCUGAAUGUUCAUCCCAGCUGUCUCCCGCGUUGGCGUGGGCCUGCACCAAUAGUCCACACGGUGCUUCACGGUGAUAAAGUGACAGGGGUGACAAUUAUGGAAAUACGACCAAAAAGGUUCGAUGUAGGUCCAAUUAUUAAGCAAGAAGAGAUUGGUGUUCCUCCCCACUGUACUGCAAAGGAGCUGGAAGGGAUAUUGUCCAAGAUGGGUGCAGACAUGCUGAUAGCAGUUUUGAAAAACUUGCCUGAAAGUUUAAAAAAUAAAAAAGAGCAGCCAAAAGAAGGAGUAACAUUUGCUCCUAAAAUCUCUAUAGCUAGGAGUUGUAUAAAAUGGGAAGAGCAAACGGCUGCACAAAUAAUUCAACUGCAUCGUGCAAUAGGAAGUAUGUUUCCUUUGCAGACGCUGUGGAAAGGUACUACCAUUAAACUUCUGGAUUUUGUGGAAGUGGAUAAUAUCCCUGAUUUUGACGAUCAAACACUAAAUGACUGUGGAGCUGUUCCUGGUUCCCUGAUAUACCAUAAAGUGUCCCGAACGCUGGUGGCUCGUUGCAAGGAAGGCUGGGUUGGGAUGAAAACAGUUGUAUUAAAGAAGAAGCUGACAGCAGCUGACUUCUACAACGGAUAUAUGCACUCCUGGUUCCAGCAGAACUCAAGAACAGUUAAUCAGGAAUGCAGAUUUCAAACGCUCAAACUUAGCACGGCAAAAAAGACUCCGAAAGAGAGGGGAAUAUUGGCACAGGAUAUAAAACAAUAGCUGUAUUUUAAGAUGUGGAAGGUGUCUGUAAGUUAAUAAAAUACUUCAAUGCUCACCGGUAACAUUCAACUUAGUUCAGGGGUUUCCUCCCAAACUGUUUGACCUUAAUGUCAUCUGCAUGUUUUCAUCAUGGGUUCCCGAGCAGACUCAUUUCUCUCUUCCCAUCAAGGAAGAGAAUCUCUGGAUGUUGAAGAUAGUGUUUCAGCAUGGAAAUCCCUGUUUCCGUGGUUGAGUAAUAAACAUUAUUUUU
Eurypyga helias (sunbittern) is the source of this 1223-nucleotide messenger RNA. It is a transcript of the gene MTFMT, whose product is annotated as mitochondrial methionyl-tRNA formyltransferase. The transcript has 8 exons. The record is from RefSeq and is a predicted model, not a curated record. Lineage: Eukaryota; Metazoa; Chordata; Aves; Eurypygiformes; Eurypygidae. The annotation marks the transcript as partial. Gene Ontology annotation, biological process: biosynthetic process; conversion of methionyl-tRNA to N-formyl-methionyl-tRNA. Gene Ontology annotation, cellular component: mitochondrion. Gene Ontology annotation, molecular function: methionyl-tRNA formyltransferase activity.